CACGUCUUUCAAUGAUUGCGUUCUAGUCAGUACAUGUGCACUCAAGCAAGUUCACAUGCAACCAUCUCUUUAAGUAACUGCGACAAUAAGCGCAAAACAUCGUUUCUAAAAUUAAGUCGUGCAAGUGACAAUCCUGUACAUAGUGUGUUGCAAUGGCUUUUAGUAAAUACGAGUAGUUACCCCAGCUUCAGUUCUCAUUAAAAAGUGUUCUCCAACUGAAGCUUGGGGCUCUGUUCGGAUUUACAAAAAGACGAUUUGACGAUUGAUUCACUGAAAAGGCAUCUGCCCACGGAGGCGCUGAUAUCCCAAGUGUGACUGUGUGCACGCUGAGACCGUAGUAACGAAAACCGAAGUUAAGAGGUCCUGGUGUACAAUUUCCAUUCUUUCAUCAUUUCAAGCUAGUUAUUCAGAAAUGCUCCGAUAUGCAACAAUUAUGCGUCAUCGCCUGUUGGUAAAAAAUCUUCAAAAAUGGUCAAAGACAAGAUCAAAAUAUAGUUUAGCUAGUACCGCUGCAAAACCAAUUAGUGAUCAGGAAUAUGAAAAAAACUCAACACCAGACCGUUCUUAUGAAGAUAUUCCCGGACCGAAACCAUUACCUCUGAUUGGAAACAUCUUUAGAUAUUUGCCGUAUAUUGGUGAAUUUUAUAAUGUUCCAUUUACUACUCAAUUACGCCAGCUUCAGGAAAAACAUGGCGAUAUCGUGAAACUUGAAGGACUUAUUUUUCGUACACCAAUGAUUUUUUUAUUCAAGCCAGCAUUUUGUGAAAGAAUGUAUCGUUUAGAAGGACCUCAUCCACUCAGGAUAGCCAUGGAGACUCUAUAUCGUUACAGAAAAGUCAAUAAGCAUCUAUUUGCAUCUACGGGUUUAAUGGGCCAGGGUGAAGAGUGGUAUAACUUUCGCACUAAAGUUAAUCAACAUAUGAUGCAGCCCCGCACAAUCAAGCCACAUGUGUCCCAGAUCGACGAAGUUACUGAUGACUUUAUUGACAGGAUACGAGAAAUUAGAGAUUCCAAAACUCUCGAACUACCUCCGAAUUUUAAUAAUGAAAUGAACAAGUGGUCUCUAGAAUCUAUAUGUGCUAUUGCGUUAGACCACCGAAUGGGAAGUUUGAAACAUAAUUUAGAUCCACAAUCAGAACCUCAACAAAUGAUAUCUGCGGUACACGAAAUGUUUGAUCUUAUGUAUGAAUUGGAAGUUCUUCCAUCCCCAUGGAAGUAUUACAACACAAAGAAACUUAGAAGAUUUUUUAAAGUUUUAGAUCUCCUUUACGGAACGUCAGCGAAAUAUAUUAACAGAGCGAAGGAAAAAAUUAAAGAUAAAUCAAAUUCUCAAGACGACAGUAUGUUACAAAGGCUUCUCAGAAUCGACAAGCAAACAGCGCAAAUCAUGGCAAUGGACAUGCUUGUAGCUGGAGUUGAUACGACGGGAAACUCAGCUGGCAUGACCCUUUAUUAUGUUUCAAAACAUCCUGAGGUACAAGAGAAACUACGUGCUGAAAUUGAUCAAAUUCUCGUUAAUAAAAAUACACCAGUUACCUAUGAAGCUUUAAAACAAAUACCAUAUGCCAAAGCUUGCAUCAAAGAAACACUGAGGCUUGCACCGAUCUCAAUAGGAAAUAUGAGAACAAUGACGAAAGAUGUUGUAAUUGGUGGUUACAAAAUACCAAAAGGGGUAAAUGUACUAGCAACGCAUUCGGUCAUUAGUCGAGAUCCAAACCAGUUUCCUCAACCGGAUGAAUUUAUUCCCGAAAGGUGGCUAAGAAGUAACACAGGGCUUCUUUCGUCUGCCAAUGCACAUCCUUAUGCCUACUUGCCAUUUGGUUUUGGACCGCGAACUUGCAUUGGUAGACGAUUCGCUGAAUUAGAAAUUACAACUCUUUUAAUGAAGAUGAUUCGAAAUUUUGAACUGGAAUGGCAUCACGAACCAAUGCAGAGAAAAAGUCUCUUUAUAAAUACCAUGGGAUCUCCUCUUCAAUUGAAAGUGAUCGAUAGAUUGGGUUAACUUUUGAUGCAAUUCAAACUUAAAAUUGAAAUGCACCUCAACUUUAUAGAAAAUUUUAACUUUUUAAUGUGUACCUCUUAAAUUAUAACUUGUCUUAUGAACAAGUCGACAGCCAACGUUUGCAUUAUUGUUUCUAGUAAAUUGUUGGAAUAACUCACAUUUUGUUUAUUCUGUAGCGGCUUAAUUUUUUUGUUUUGUUCUCACACAAAAACCCAGGGUAUCAAAAUGGUUCAAACAUUUGACAAAUACAUUAUGUAACAAAUAAAAACUAUACCGAUUGUACAGCAUUUUUAGGUAAUUUAUAAUUAUAAGAAAGCCUGAAUGGAACUAAAUAUAAUAAAUGAGAAUUAAACAAAAGAUCUUAAAGUAAAGAUGAAACAUUAGACACAUCUAUUUCUAUCAAUAUAAAUAAUUGAAAACUAUGCUCAUUAAAA
This is a messenger RNA of Belonocnema kinseyi, 2436 nucleotides long. Its product is annotated as cytochrome P450 CYP12A2-like. The transcript is spliced from 10 exons. Bases 413 to 2002 code for a protein of 529 amino acids. Gene Ontology annotation, molecular function: monooxygenase activity; oxidoreductase activity, acting on paired donors, with incorporation or reduction of molecular oxygen; iron ion binding. The record is from RefSeq and is a predicted model, not a curated record. NCBI's taxonomy places the organism in Eukaryota, Metazoa, Arthropoda, Insecta, Hymenoptera, Cynipidae.